Molecule: messenger RNA, 2594 nt
Organism: Ricinus communis (castor bean)
Lineage: Eukaryota; Viridiplantae; Streptophyta; Magnoliopsida; Malpighiales; Euphorbiaceae
Product: protein NSP-INTERACTING KINASE 1
Exons: 11
Coding region: 461-2335 (624 amino acids)
Biological process (GO): protein phosphorylation
Molecular function (GO): protein kinase activity; protein binding; ATP binding
Source: RefSeq, a predicted model, not a curated record
AUAUAUUUCAGUUAUCCUUUCUAGGCCAAUACAUGAUUAACUCACAAAUAAGGAAUUUCCUAUUAUGUCCUUGCUUAGAGAAUAUUUGUCUAGAUUUUGUGAACUUUUUGGUUCUUUUUAAGAUUAUGGCCAAAGCAUAAUAUAUAUAUGUAUAAAUAAAUUCAUUUCUUUUACCUGACUGACUCGGUGACAGGCAUGCUAGUCCCCUUUAUGCAACAAAAAAAACUGGCUCUUUCUUUCUUUUUCUUUUUUUUUUUUCUUUUUUAGCUUUCUUUCUUUUUUGCUUGUAUCUGAGACUGACAAAAGAUUUUGGUGAAUGGAGUAUUGGUUUGGAAAGCAAGAAGUGGCUCUAAUCUAAAGGAAUUUACCUUAAACUAAAGUGACCCGUUUGAAAGUUGGUUUCAUUGAUAGAGAAAAGAGAAUUUGGAAGCAAUUGUGUGUUCUUGCACAUUCAACUUCAAUGGCUAUGAAAAGAAGAGUAGUUGCUUUCGCUUUUAUUUGUUUAUUAUGGUUUUGUAGUACUGCAAAUGGCUUGUUAUCUCCUAAAGGUGUAAACUUUGAAGUGCAAGCUUUAAUGGGCAUAAAAGCUUCUUUACAUGAUCCUCAUGGUGUUCUUGAUAAUUGGGAUGGAGAUGCUGUUGAUCCUUGUAGCUGGACAAUGGUCACUUGUUCUCCUGAGAGUCUUGUCAUUGGCCUGGGAACUCCUAGCCAGAAUUUAUCUGGUACUCUUUCCCCAAGCAUUGGCAACUUGACAAAUCUUCAAAUUGUGCUCUUACAGAACAACAAUAUAACAGGGCCAAUUCCUGCAGAGCUAGGGAGGCUUAGAAAGCUUCAAACACUUGAUCUUUCUAACAACUUCUUCACUGGGGAUGUUCCUUCUUCUCUAGGCCACUUGAGAAAUCUCCAGUACAUGAGGCUAAACAAUAACAGUCUCUCAGGAAUUUUCCCAAUGUCAUUGGCUAACAUGACCCAACUUGUGUUUCUUGACUUGUCUUACAACAAUCUGAGUGGCCCUGUACCCAGAUUUCCUGCUAAAACAUUCAACAUCGUUGGAAACCCUCUGAUCUGCCCAACUGGGUCUGAACCAGAAUGCUUUGGGACUGCACUUAUGCCAAUGUCCAUGAACUUGAAUAGCACACAAACUGCUUUGCCUUCUGGCAGACCAAGGAAUCAUAAGAUAGCCCUUGCCUUUGGCUCUAGUGUUGGAACUGUCUCAAUCAUCAUUCUUAUACUUGGAUUUCUUCUAUGGUGGAGGCAAAGACGCAAUCAACCAACAUUUUUUGAUGUUAAGGACCGACAUCAUGAGGAAGUUUCUCUUGGAAACUUGAGGAGGUUUCAAUUUAGAGAACUUCAAGUAGCGACCAACAACUUCAGCAACAAGAACAUACUUGGGAAAGGAGGCUUUGGCAAUGUGUAUAAAGGUAUUCUUCAUGAUGGGUCUAUUGUUGCUGUUAAGAGGCUUAAAGAUGGCAAUGCUGCUGGAGGAGAGAUUCAAUUCCAAACUGAAGUUGAGAUGAUCAGCCUAGCAGUGCAUCGUAACCUUCUCAGGCUAUAUGGAUUUUGUAUCACAUCAACAGAAAGGCUUUUAGUUUACCCAUACAUGUCGAAUGGCAGUGUGGCUUCCCGUCUCAAAGGAAAACCAGUCCUGGACUGGGGCACGAGGAAGCGAAUUGCCUUAGGAGCUGCAAGAGGACUAUUGUAUCUCCAUGAGCAGUGUGAUCCAAAGAUAAUUCAUAGGGAUGUUAAGGCAGCAAAUAUUUUGCUUGAUGACUACUGUGAGGCUGUGGUAGGGGAUUUUGGGUUGGCAAAGCUUUUGGAUCACCAAGAUUCACAUGUCACAACAGCUGUGAGGGGCACAGUUGGGCAUAUAGCACCAGAAUAUCUUUCCACAGGCCAAUCCUCUGAGAAAACAGAUGUGUUUGGAUUUGGUAUUCUGCUGCUUGAAUUAAUCACAGGCCAAAGAGCACUAGAAUUCGGCAAGGCAGCUAACCAGAAAGGAGCUAUGCUAGACUGGGUAAAGAAAAUUCAUCAGGAGAAGAAGCUCGAAAUGCUCGUGGAUAAAGAUCUAAAGAGCAAUUACGAUAGAAUUGAGCUUGAGGAGAUGGUACAAGUUGCUCUUCUGUGCACCCAAUUUCUUCCAAGCCACAGACCAAAAAUGUCUGAAGUAGUUAGAAUGCUUGAAGGUGAUGGGCUUGCAGAGAGAUGGGAAGCUUCUCAAAGAGCAGAAUCAACUAAGUCCAAACUCCAUGAAUUCUCUUCAUCUGAUCGGUAUUCUGAUCUCACUGAUGACUCUUCAUUAUUAGUCCAAGCAAUGGAGCUUUCUGGUCCAAGGUGAAUUAUUUACAGGAUUUUAUAUAUAUGCUUUACUUUUUUCCUCCUCCACCCCCUCCCUUUCAUAGACUUAGAAUACUAGAAGAUAAAAUUCACAGGUGAAGUUGUUUUUGUAAUAGAGUUAUGAUGAUUGAAGGUUCUUUUUGGUUUUAUAAUAGGUUAUGAUCAAAACUCCAUAGGGUUUUGGUGUUUCCAUUAAAAUGUACAGAUUUUGAUUCGGAAAACUGACAAUUUCUAGAAUGAAAAUUCAUGUAUUUGUAUUA